Messenger RNA from Naegleria gruberi, 444 nucleotides. RefSeq lists its product as uncharacterized. The transcript has a single exon. Gene Ontology annotation, cellular component: cytoplasm; nucleus. The record is from RefSeq and is a predicted model, not a curated record. NCBI's taxonomy places the organism in Eukaryota, Heterolobosea, Eutetramitea, Acrasida, Naegleriidae. The coding region runs from base 1 to 444 and encodes 147 amino acids. Gene Ontology annotation, biological process: microtubule-based process.
AUGACUAAUGAAGAAUGUAAGAGACGAAUGAAUGACAAGACAUUUGUUUAUAUGCCACAUUGUGCAUUUUCAAUGUAUUACAAUUUAUUGAUGGAAAAUAAGGAUCAAUUGGAAAAUAUUGUUUUACUUUCGAAUCAAUUACCACUCAAGACUGCACUUCUUAAGGAUGCUUACUCAGUCGAUUCGAAAAAGCAAAUCAUUCUUUCGAAUCAAGAUGAUGCUAGCUCAUCAACCAAAUUGGUAUUCCACAAAAAGAAAACACAUGACGAGCAUGAGAAAUACCUUCUCAAUUUUGUUUUUAAUAAUACGAAUAUUUACAUUUUCAAAUCUCAAUCAGAGACAACCAUUCGACCUCACCUAGAUACCGAUAUUUUUUCACUCUCUCAAAUAGAAAUUUCGAGAGCAUUGAACAGAGAAGCCGAUUCAGAACUAAUUUCCAAGUAA